This is a messenger RNA of Talaromyces amestolkiae, 762 nucleotides long. RefSeq lists its product as uncharacterized. NCBI's taxonomy places the organism in Eukaryota, Fungi, Ascomycota, Eurotiomycetes, Eurotiales, Trichocomaceae. The transcript has 5 exons. Bases 1 to 762 code for a protein of 253 amino acids. The record is from RefSeq and is a predicted model, not a curated record.
AUGGGCUUUACAAAAGUUCUCAUUCCCAUGGCUGAUUAUGGUCAUGACCCAACGGAAACCGCAGUAGCAUACACAGUCUUCAAAGAAGCAGGAUUCCAAGUUCAAUUUGCGACUGAAACAGGAAAUGCGCCCAAAUGUGACGAGCGCAUGAUUUCAGGAAUAUCGGGCAAGUUACUCGGUGCAAAACAAGAUGCGAUUAAGAAAUACGAGCAAAUGAUCCAAGAUCCAGCAGCUAAAAGCCCCUUGAGCUGGUCUGAUCCAGCCUUUUCUGUCGCAGACUAUGACAUGAUUUAUUUACCUGGUGGUCAUGAUAAAGCCGUCAGACAAGCCAUAGACUCGGAAGUCUUACAGAAACAUCUCGCCUCAUAUUUUCCUCAAACCCGCAAGCCGAGUCGGAAAGUAGUGGCAGCAGUUUGCCACGGAGUGCAGACUCUCUCUACAGUCACCUUGCCAAAUGGGAAAAGUGUUUUGCAUGAUACUACGACAACGGCUCUUCAGGGGGCGAUGGAGUCUGGUAUCUUUUGGAUAACCAGGCCGUUCUUGGGAGAUUAUUACAAGACAUACGGAAAAGGUACCGAUAAUGUCGAGACUAUUGUUCGGAACGUGCUGGAUAAUCCAGACAAACAAUUCAAGAAUAGCCUAAGUCCUGCGCCGUUCAUCGUUGAGGACGAAGCUUACAACUAUGUCAGUGGCCGAUUCCCUCCAGAUACAGAAACCCUAGCGAAAAGGGCUGUAGAAUUGGUCAAGGAGAUCUCUGCAUAA